GGUUCACAUUCCUUUUCAACCCAACAUUUCUCCUUCACUACUAGCUAGUUUGCUUCGAUUCAACAUGGGUCAGUCUCCUUGUUGUGAGAAGGAAGAGCUGAAGAGAGGUCCGUGGAUGGCGGAAGAAGACCGAAAACUCAUUGCUUAUAUUCAAAAGCACGGCCAUGGUAGCUGGAGGACUUUACCGGAAAAAGCUGGCCUUCAAAGAUGUGGAAAGAGCUGCAGACUAAGAUGGAUUAAUUAUCUGAGACCCGACAUCAAGAGAGGAAAAUUCACGUUACAAGAAGAACAGACCAUUAUCCAGCUGCAUGCUCUUCUUGGAAACAGAUGGUCCUCAAUUGCCACUCAUUUGCCAAGGAGAACUGAUAAUGAGAUCAAGAACCACUGGAAUACACACAUCAAGAAAAGGCUGAUCAAGAUGGGGAUUGAUCCAAUGACCCACAAGCCCAAAAUGGAUGCCCUGUCUUCACCGGCAGGUCAUGGUAAGAACACCGCCGAUUUAAGCCACAUAGCUCAGUGGGAGAGCGCUCGGCUUGAAGCAGAAGCAAGGUUGGUUGCUAGGGAGGCGAAACAAUUGCCAAACCCUACCAAAAAACCCGCUCAGUUGUUGAUCAACAAAGCCGUAGCUCCCACGGACGCUAGACCAAAGUGUCUUGACGUGCUCAAAGCUUGGCAAGGUGUGGUUACUGGAAUGUUUGCCUUUGCUAGCCACGGCGUUCUUGAGUCACCAACUUCAACACUGAAUUUUUCAAAUGGUGGGAGAAAUGUUCAAUUUCUUACUGAUUCGGCAAUCUCUGUCAAUGAUACAAAAUGGUUUGAUAAACCUAACCAAAUGCAAGAAUUCGAGGAAAUAACCGAUGACUCCAUUAAUAUCAUGUACUCUACUGAAAACGCAUGGUUUGAGGAGUCAUUUAAGUCUGGAAGCAACGUCGAGAACAUAAUGGAGGGACUAUCGGAAGCAAUUGCGUGUAACGAUGGGAUUAUCAACUCAUUAAUGGAUGUUGAAGUGCCUAUAAAUGGAAACGGCGGUGAGAAUAUCGUGGAGAAGAGGAACUAUUGGGAUAGUUUACACAGUUUGUUUAACUCGUCUCCAGCGGCUGGUUCACCAGAGUUCUGAUAAAUAAUGUAUGUUGUCGGAUAAUUGAGGCUGCAACGAUGAUAGCUAGGUGCAGUCCACCUACCAAUGUAACACUCAACGAGGACAUAUAAUAGUAUGAAAUAAUUAAUAUGAUUUUCA
This is a messenger RNA of Rubroshorea leprosula, 1237 nucleotides long. NCBI's taxonomy places the organism in Eukaryota, Viridiplantae, Streptophyta, Magnoliopsida, Malvales, Dipterocarpaceae. The record is from the annotation of a GenBank genome assembly.